GAUACUGAUACUGAUUCUGAUUCAAUUUAAUUGAUUGCUACUGCCGCAGAAAUCAGGGUCACACGUCUCAGUAUCACUACUCACUCAGUUUGAAUUCCAUGGCUAACACGCAACCACUCAAGGAUAGAGUCGCUAUCGUCACCGGCGCUUCACGUGGAAUCGGCCGCGCCAUUGCUCUCCACUUAGCUUCCCUCGGGGCCAGAGUUCUCAUCAACUACUCCUCCAACUCCGCCCUCGCUGAUUCCCUUGCCGCCGAAAUCAAUUCAGCCUCCGACGUCCGCGCUGCCACCUUCCAAGCCGAUAUCUCCGUUCCGGAGCAGGUCAAAUCGCUCUUCGACGCCGCGGAAUCGACCUUCUACUCAGAGAUUCACAUCCUCGUCAACUCGGCCGGCGUGCUGGAUCCGAAAUACCCCUCGCUCGCCGGCACCGACGUCCACGAUUUCGACAAAACCAUCGCAAUCAACACGCGAGGCGCCUUCCUGUGCUGCAAAGAAGCUGCCAACAGGAUAAAGCGCGGCGGUGGGGGUAGGAUCAUAUGCUUGUCUACCUCGGUGGUGGCGUCGCUGAAGCCAGGUUAUGUGGCUUACGCGGCGUCGAAGGCGGCGGUGGAGGCGAUGGUGAAGAUUUUGGCGAAGGAACUGAAGGGGACGGGGAUAACUGCGAACGCUGUGGCACCGGGAGCGGUGGCGACGGACAUGUUUUUCGCCGGAAAGUCGGAGGAGGCGAUAGAGAAGGCGGUGGCAGAGUGCCCGUUUGGGCGGCUUGGAGAGACGGAUGACGUGGCGCCGGUGGUUGGGUUUCUGGCAACUGAUGCGGGUCAGUGGGUAAACGGGCAGAUUAUUCGGGUCAAUGGUGGAAGUGCCAUUUAAAAUUUCGGGCUCGAUUAAAUAAAAUAUUCAAGGAUUUAUGGUGAGUAAUUCACUAAUCUGUAUGCAUGUAAUAUACUGGAUUUUACUAUUGAGAAUUACUAGUAGUUUAUAUAA
This is a messenger RNA of Salvia splendens (bonfire salvia), 983 nucleotides long. RefSeq names its product NADPH-dependent aldehyde reductase-like protein, chloroplastic. The transcript is spliced from 2 exons. The record is from RefSeq and is a predicted model, not a curated record. NCBI's taxonomy places the organism in Eukaryota, Viridiplantae, Streptophyta, Magnoliopsida, Lamiales, Lamiaceae. Bases 99 to 869 code for a protein of 256 amino acids.